This is a messenger RNA of Guyanagaster necrorhizus, 1074 nucleotides long. RefSeq lists its product as uncharacterized. The coding region runs from base 203 to 880 and encodes 225 amino acids. The record is from RefSeq and is a predicted model, not a curated record. NCBI's taxonomy places the organism in Eukaryota, Fungi, Basidiomycota, Agaricomycetes, Agaricales, Physalacriaceae. The transcript is spliced from 7 exons.
CUCGACCUUUGGGAGCCUACACGUCCGCUCAGGCGCUCUAAAUAUCAUCACAUAGGCCCACAGUACUCACCAUAUUUAUAUACGAGAGAUGAUGGAGGAAGGAAGGAAGGCUUUGCUGAACGCCGAAAAUUUGCCGACAAUGACGUUCUGAUCGAAGUUACACUAUCUCCUCCGUUUUUUUCUUUGCUAUUCUUCGACCACCAUGAUAUUAGACCGUCCGCCAUCGUCCAGCUCGACUAUUCUUCCCGAUUACGCCACGUCAGAAUACUCCGACUUAGAGAAUUCCCGUCCACCACGAUAUUGGACCCAUGAGCGUCCAGAGCAUCCAGUAACAUACACUUUUACUAACUGGAAUUCUAAGACAAUGUUGUUGAUACCUCCACCCAACACGGGAAGAGCAUCCGGAUCUGAGUCCUUACCAUCAUACACUAUCUCGGUAUCGCUGAACCUCAAUCCGUUUCUCCCAAUAUCGUACGUGACAAGUGUUCAUAGAGUUGGGUCGGAAGACAACCUGCUCUUGGGUGAAUUUGAGUUGGCCAUAAACCACUCUCGAGAAAUACUUAUGAUGAGAGGCUUCAAUACGCGCAUAUCAAACGUACUCUCCAAUAUACAAUCUUCACCGCGGCAUUGGUGGUGGGGUCUCGGUGGCAUAUCCCUUCGCUGGGAUUGUAGGACAGCGCUUGAAGAUGGGUCAUUCAUGUGCAUCUGCUACGCUGCGGAUGAAUCCAGGGGCCAGCUUGCAACGUUUAUCCCACCACCAAUUGCAUCGUCUCCACCUCUUCCAGACCCGAUGCUGACUGUGUUUCCAGAUGGGCAUCAAUUCUUUGACCACAUUUUGAUAUCUGCAUUGAUCAUUGAGAGAAAAAUGACAACGAGCUGAAGCAUUUUACCUCGACCGCGAGUAUGCGCGACGAACAACAUGCUUGCAAAUUAUAUUGAUACAUUAUUAUAUGGUAUUAGAAUACGUUAUAUGAUAGAACUAAUGCUACAUGAUAUUAACGCUAUAGGCGUGGUCUUGAGCUGUCAUAAUCUUCCUGGUUCCGAUUAUCUAGUUCAAUAGUAUGCAAGUUGACG